Molecule: messenger RNA, 2280 nt
Organism: Mixia osmundae IAM 14324
Lineage: Eukaryota; Fungi; Basidiomycota; Mixiomycetes; Mixiales; Mixiaceae
Exons: 12
Molecular function (GO): glutamine synthetase activity
Source: RefSeq, a predicted model, not a curated record
CAGGCCAGCAACGACAGCGCAGGCAUCCCCGGCGAUCCAGCGCAAACAGCAUUGGGCGGCGUGCCACCAAAGGAGUCGUGGCGAGAGCGACCUGUCUCUGACAAGCAGCGCGGCUUCAUCGAUCAGCUAUCGAAACAGGCGCCAGAUGUCGAUGUGGGUGAUACUCAAGAGAUGAGCACAAAGGAUGCAUCAGCGGUCAUCGAUGAGCUCAAGUCAGCAGCAGCCACGACGACAGAUCCCAACGCGCCAAAAGAUCAGCCUCAGCAACCUGAGCCACCGGGCGCGAACGAUCCAGAAUCGCUGCUGAAGAAUCCUCAGCAUUGGUCAACGGGAGACGAUGACCCCACGGAGAAACAAAAGCGAUACCUGGCAGUUCUCGAGAGCAAGUCAGGUCAGCAAGUCAGCGGCGGCCAAGGACUCAACAAAGGCCAGGCAUCCGAGCGCAUAGAUCAAUUGAAGAAGCAAUGGCCAUCUUCACUCAAGGCCAGCGUCAUCGCAGUGAUCGAGCAUCAGGACGACGCACGGACCGACAUUCGCCAGCCAGCUCGGAUCAAGCGCCCCCAAAGCCACUCUGUCUUGCCGUACAUGCCGUUUCGAGGGCUAUCGGGCGGCAUAGAACGAUCGACCGUCAGAUCUCAGCAGAGCAAACGGAUUCAGCUGCGCGAAUCGGACCUUUUCUCGGGCAACGAGGAUCGCAUCUCGCUCCAGCAGUUUCCUGUCAUACACGAAGGUGUCAUCAGCUACCUUGCUAGGAUAGAGAGUCCGCAGAGUAUGGAGUCGCUCGGCGGGUCAGUUCUAGGGACGGAAUCGUCCCACCGAGAAGAACAGAAGAUCAUGCGAAGCUCUCGAAUGCCUAGUCCUCCAGACGUCAAAACGCCACUAUCUCUUGUCUCACCCAUCCCGCAGCUCAACCGGAAGCCAAGCAAGGAAGCAGUCGAGCCGCCAGAUAUUCACCAUGUUCACUUGCGAUGGUGCGAUCUGUGUGGCCAAGCCAGAGAGCAGAUAGUAAGCUACAAGCGUUACAGAAAGCAGUUGGGAAAGGACGGCAUGACGAAGCACGCUCAUGUCACGAUCCCUAAAUCGACAAUGGGACUCACGCCAGAUGAUAGACUGUCGGCCGGAUUUGGCCCGGUUGGCGAAGUCGUCCUCAUUCCAGAUCCAAGCAGUCUGCGCGCAUUGCCUUGGCUCAACGCACAUCACGCUGCCGUCAUGUGUGUCAUGGAGGAGAAGCCAAAAGGACCGGAUCGACCGCCCCCAUACUCACUCUGCACUCGGACAUUGCUCGCGGAAGUCAUCGAGUACGCUUCCCUGCAAGGCCAUAUGUUCAUGUGCGGCUUUGACAUCGAUUUUGUGCUGCUCUCUGCAAAAACUGACCGAUCUGCGACUAUCGGCGGGCAAGGUGCAACGCGGGCUUUGACGCCUGGAUUGGUCAACUUGCUCGAUGAUAUCGUAGACGCGCUACACGAGUCGGGCAUCGAAGUAGACGAUUAUCAAACACUAUCGGCGCCCGGACAAUUCAGGAUAUCAUUACGCGAAGAAGAGCCGCUGAUUGCUGUUGACAGCCUUCUUCAUGCAAAGGACGCAAUCAGGCUGAUUGCAGCUGCCAAUGGCUAUCGGUCUACCUUUGCACCGAAAGUCUUCCGCGAACAUGAUGGCACCGGGCAGCAUGUGCGCAUCACGAUCGCAAAGACCAAUGUAACGGGAAGAUUGACAGACGCCCGCUUUCCAAACCUACCAAUGGCAGAUGCAAUGUUCGCUGCAGGUCUCCUGCGUCAUCUACCUGCCAUUACUGCCUUUACGCAAGCUACGCCGAUGUCAUUUGAGCGUGCUGUGCCUGGCUCAAGAAUGGGCGCAAGCUGGGCAGCAUGGGGCAGUGACAACAGGGAGACACCCCUGCGACUGUGCUAUGUCAAUUACCCUCGCAAAUAUCACUGGGAGCUACGCUCGUUCGACGCGACUGCGAAUCCGUACAUCGCCCUAUCGGCCAUCAUCGCCGCUGGAGUGCUCGGCAUCAAGAAGCAGCUUGAGUUGCGACAAUUUGAUUGCUUGGAGGAUCCGUCCCUCAUGUCGCGUGAUGAGCUCAAGGCGCUUGGAAUCAGGAGGCCAAUGCCGAGAAGCUUCAGGGGAGCGCUCGAAAAGUUGACAGAAGAUGCUGUGUUGGCCGCUGCGAUUGGACCGAGCUUCGUCAAAGCAUACACGCUCGUCAAACAGGCUCAAAUGCAAGUGCUGUCAGAUCUGAGCAAAGAGGAAGCCAAAGCAUACAUGCUAAAGUACUAUUAG